This is a messenger RNA of Betta splendens (Siamese fighting fish), 1808 nucleotides long. It is a transcript of the gene cops2, whose product is annotated as COP9 signalosome subunit 2. Gene Ontology annotation, cellular component: COP9 signalosome. Bases 124 to 1455 code for a protein of 443 amino acids. The record is from RefSeq and is a predicted model, not a curated record. Gene Ontology annotation, biological process: protein deneddylation. The transcript has 13 exons. NCBI's taxonomy places the organism in Eukaryota, Metazoa, Chordata, Actinopteri, Anabantiformes, Osphronemidae. Gene Ontology annotation, molecular function: protein binding.
CAUCUACAGGCGGACGUAGACUGCUACCUCUUGCCGCCCCGAUACACCACUUCACUGCAGCAAAAUACAGCACAGGCCAGGGCUACUGUCUUUUUCUAAGUAAGAGAAAGAAACGUUGUCAAGAUGUCUGACAUGGAAGACGAUUUCAUGUGCGACGACGAGGAAGAUUAUGACCUGGAAUAUUCAGAAGACAGUAAUUCUGAGCCAAAUGUGGACCUGGAAAACCAGUACUACAACUCCAAAGCCUUGAAGGAGGAUGAUCCCAAAGCAGCACUAAGCAGUUUCCAGAAGGUGUUGGAACUAGAAGGAGAAAAAGGAGAAUGGGGUUUCAAAGCUCUAAAACAGAUGAUCAAAAUCAACUUCAAGCUGACGAACUUUCCAGAGAUGAUGAAUAGGUACAAACAGCUCCUCACAUACAUCAGAAGUGCUGUCACAAGGAAUUACUCAGAGAAGUCCAUCAACUCCAUUCUGGACUAUAUCUCUACCUCCAAACAGAUGGAUUUGCUGCAGGAGUUCUAUGAAACCACUUUGGAAGCUUUGAAAGAUGCAAAAAAUGAUAGACUGUGGUUUAAAACUAACACAAAGUUGGGAAAAUUGUACUUGGAAAGAGAAGAGUAUGGGAAACUGCAAAAGAUCCUUAGGCAACUUCAUCAGUCCUGUCAGACAGAUGAUGGUGAGGAUGAUCUAAAGAAGGGCACACAGCUUUUGGAGAUCUAUGCUCUGGAGAUUCAGAUGUAUACAGCACAAAAGAACAACAAAAAAUUGAAAGCCCUGUAUGAGCAGUCACUUCAUAUUAAAUCUGCCAUUCCUCACCCACUCAUAAUGGGAGUUAUCAGAGAGUGUGGUGGGAAGAUGCAUCUGAGAGAGGGCGAGUUUGAGAAAGCUCACACAGACUUCUUUGAAGCGUUCAAAAACUACGAUGAGUCUGGAAGUCCAAGGAGGACAACAUGCCUGAAGUACCUGGUCUUGGCCAACAUGCUGAUGAAGUCAGGAAUUAAUCCUUUUGACUCUCAAGAGGCCAAACCAUAUAAAAAUGACCCAGAGAUCCUAGCAAUGACAAAUUUAGUAAGCGCCUACCAGAACAAUGACAUCACUGAAUUUGAGAAAAUCUUGAAAACAAAUCACAGUAACAUAAUGGAUGACCCAUUCAUUAGAGAGCACAUAGAGGAACUCCUGCGAAACAUUAGAACUCAAGUACUUAUCAAACUCAUCAAGCCAUACACAAGAAUUCAUAUCCCUUUUAUUUCUAAGGAGCUGAACAUUGAUGUGUGUGAUGUUGAAAGUUUGCUUGUGCAGUGCAUCUUGGAUAACACAAUCCAUGGCCGAAUUGACCAAGUUAACCAGCUUUUAGAACUGGACUACCAGAAGAGAGGAGGCGCUCGCUACACAGCUUUAGACAAAUGGACUAAUCAGCUGAACUCUCUGAACCAAGCCAUUGUUAGCAAACUUACAUGAUAGCAUGUAAAAUCAAAGCGAAAAGGAAAAAGGCCUUUUUUGAAAACAUCCAUUAAGUUUACUACUGCGCUUCAAGUAAAUUCUCUGAGACAGCACAGGUUAUGAAAAUACAACCAGUUUCAAGGAGAUGCCAAGAACUUGUUUCUUGUUCAAAGUGUGUUGUUUUGUCCUUUUAUUAGAGGAAAUCAAAGACACUUAUUUUUGUUUUUCAAGUUCCUGGUUGGCAGAUCCAAGUGCAACACAAAACGCUUCAGUAGUUUAGAAAACAGAAAGUCCAAAUGUUGAAAAACCUGUACACAGUAUUUAAAUGUAUACUGUUGCCUGUUGAUAAUAAACUGUCUAUCCGCAUUAAA